CUAAACGAAACAAAACAAUAUAUCUGGAAAAUUGAAAAACUUGAACAAAAAAGGUGUUUACAUUUGUUUUGGCUGCACAUAAUGUCAGAACUCGUUGUUGUGCCGCUUGCGUUUCUUUAGUAUUCGUUCGAUAAUUCAAAAUUGGUAUUUUGAUAUUUCUACAACCCUGCAACAAACGCUGCGAUAAAGAGGCGCUAUAAUUAGCCGGCAUUACUCACAAGAUAAUACCUUCCUCGACUCCACAAUCCCCCAAAGGUGUGUGUGCCAUGCGGCGGCAGGUCCUUUUGCUGCUCCAACUGGGCAUCGUUGUAAUGGCGGCCCAGGCGUACGACAAGGAGAUGACCGUCUAUGUGGACGCCGGUCGGCAGGAGUGCCUGUACCACACGGUGCGCGAUGGCGAAACCAUUGACUUUGAGUACCAGGUGAUCGAUGGCGGACACGGCGACCUGGACAUUAGCUUCACGCUGCUGGAUCCCAUCGGUCUGGUGGUGGUGAAGGAUUUCAAGAAGCCGGAGAACAUCCAUCGCCACGAGGUGACCAAAGAGGGUGACUAUCGUUUCUGUUUCGACAACAGCUUCAGUAUGUUUAACCGGAAGACCGUCUUCUUCGAGCUGAUUGUGGAACGCGAGGGCGAGGAGCUGCAGGGGGACACCCAGUGGCAUGGAGUGGACGACCUGGCGGGGUUGUCGCGGGACGAGUACUACGACAUGAAGGUGCAGGACAUCAUGGACUUUAUCGGUCGCAUCCGUUUGCAGCUGAACAAGGCGCGACAACUGCAGGAUGUGCUGCGUUCGCACGAGGCGCGAGAUCGCAAUUUGGCCGAAUCGAACUUCCAAAAGGUCAAUCAAUGGUCUAUGCUGCAAAUCAGUGCCAUGAUCGGUGUGGGCCUCAUCCAGGUCUUUAUGCUGCGCAGCAUCUUUGCCACCACCGGAAGAAUGCAUCAUAUCUGGCGAAAGCUGGGCAUUUGAUGGAUUCCGGGAGCAGAAGGAGUAGCAGCCUCUACCAAAGAUGUGCAUUUAUGUUGCCAGGAAGCUAGCUAGUUAGACUGUAAUUUCAUUCAGCUUGCCAUUAUCAUUUGUAGCUCAUUAGGUUCUAUAUGUAUUAAUGAAGUAUAUAAUGUAUAUCUCUAUAUAUUAUAUAUGCGGGUGUGUGUGCCUGAGUGUAUGAGAGGACUGUGUGUGCGCGUGUGUGGGAGGCAUUGUUAAACGAAAGCAAUUGUAUUUAUUAAGCCAAAAGUUGAGUUUGAUAUUAAAUUUAACGUUGAGGUAUCACUGA
Molecule: messenger RNA, 1275 nt
Organism: Drosophila serrata
Lineage: Eukaryota; Metazoa; Arthropoda; Insecta; Diptera; Drosophilidae
Gene: opm
Product: transmembrane emp24 domain-containing protein opossum
Source: RefSeq, a predicted model, not a curated record